Molecule: messenger RNA, 2847 nt
Organism: Tyto alba (common barn owl)
Lineage: Eukaryota; Metazoa; Chordata; Aves; Strigiformes; Tytonidae
Gene: PTPRA
Product: protein tyrosine phosphatase receptor type A
Exons: 24
Coding region: 288-2804 (838 amino acids)
Biological process (GO): protein dephosphorylation
Molecular function (GO): protein tyrosine phosphatase activity
Source: RefSeq, a predicted model, not a curated record
UUUCCAUCCCCCCCGUCCCCCCCUCCCCGUCCCCCCGCCCCGACCCCCGCGCCCUCCCCCGGCGCGGCGUCCAUGGUCGCGCCCGGCCGCCGCGGCCUCGCACCGGAGCCCUUGGGCGGCGGCGAGGGGAGAAAGGAGCGGGCCCGGCGCUGCCCGCCGCGCCGCAGGGCGCAUCGAGAAUAAUCAUCAGCCUUAAUAAGGAUUGAUUGUAUAUUACUCGUCAUCGUCCCGGUUUGAUAUUAAUCGGAAAAGGCUUUGACCGUUGUGUUGGGGAGGUGAAAAAUUGAAUGAGCGUCCCUUUCAAGGGGCCACCACUGGAAGAACCUUUAUGGGCUCCUAAUGACAUGCAGGUGGACGAUUUGCUUACGAUAAUUAAGGUCAACAUGGAUUUGUGGUUCUUUCUCCUUUUGCUUGGAAGUGGCCUGAUAAGCGUAGGUGCUGACAAUAUUACGACAGAGCCCCCCACAACGGUGCCCACCUCCCCCGGGAGCCCCGCCAGAGCUCCUACGGCAGGUCCUGAGCACGGGACUGCGACGGGUGCGAGCAGCCUCAACACUAGCACUCCCGUGACUGUUUCUACCGUGGCGCCAAAGCCACCUACGGCCACGGCCACCCGGAUCUCCCCCAACGCCACCGCCGUCAGCCUCAACACCUCCACCCCGGGGACGACCGUGCCCGUGCCUCCAGCCACCUCCCUGCCACCCAGCGUGACGCCAGCGGCGCCGCGCACCGCGCUCCCCGGCACGGAGGCGGAGACCACAGGGAGGAAUUUCAGCGCGACGGUGACAACGCAAGAGACCUCUUCUGCUCCCCAUAACGGUAACUCUGACAGAAGAGAUGAGACUCCAAUUAUAGCUGUGAUGGUGGCCCUGUCUUCCCUUCUAGUCAUAGUAUUUAUUAUUAUUGUGCUGUACAUGUUAAGGUUCAAGAAAUACAAGCAAGCAGGGAGUCACUCCAACUCCUUUCGAUUGUCCAACGGCCGGACGGAUGACGCAGAGCCUCAGAGCAUGCCGCUGCUCGCCCGCUCCCCCAGCACCAACCGCAAAUACCCGCCUCUGCCCGUGGAUAAGCUGGAAGAGGAGAUCAACCGCCGGAUGGCAGAUGACAACAAGCUCUUUCGGGAGGAGUUCAACGCUCUCCCAGCGUGUCCCAUACAGGCCACGUGCGAAGCUGCUUCCAAGGAGGAGAACAAGGAGAAGAACAGAUACGUCAACAUUUUGCCCUAUGAUCAUUCCAGGGUUCAUCUGACGCCUGUUGAGGGGGUCCCUGACUCCGACUACAUCAACGCCUCCUUCAUUAAUGGGUACCAAGAGAAAAACAAGUUCAUCGCUGCACAAGGACCAAAGGAAGAAACCGUGAACGAUUUUUGGAGGAUGAUUUGGGAGCAAAACACCGCGACAAUUGUCAUGGUGACCAACCUGAAAGAGAGGAAGGAGUGUAAGUGUGCUCAGUACUGGCCGGAUCAGGGCUGCUGGACCUACGGGAACAUCCGAGUGUCCGUGGAGGAUGUGACCGUCCUGGUGGAUUACACCGUGAGGAAGUUCUGCAUCCAGCAGGUCGGCGACGUCACGAACAAGAAGCCUCAGCGCCUGGUGACUCAGUUCCACUUCACCAGCUGGCCCGACUUCGGGGUCCCCUUCACCCCCAUCGGGAUGCUGAAGUUCUUGAAGAAGGUGAAGACGUGUAACCCCCAAUACGCAGGGGCAAUAGUAGUGCACUGCAGCGCCGGGGUAGGACGCACGGGCACUUUUAUCGUCAUCGAUGCCAUGCUGGACAUGAUGCACGCCGAGAGGAAGGUGGACGUUUACGGCUUCGUGAGCCGGAUCCGGGCUCAGCGCUGCCAGAUGGUACAGACAGAUAUGCAGUAUGUGUUUAUAUACCAAGCACUUCUGGAGCACUAUCUCUACGGUGACACAGAGCUGGAGGUGACCUCGUUAGAGAUCCACCUUCAGAAGAUCUACAACAAAGUGCCAGGGACCAGCAGCAAUGGGCUGGAAGAGGAGUUCAAGAAGCUCACUUCAAUCAAAAUUCAGAACGACAAGAUGCGAACGGGCAACUUGCCGGCAAACAUGAAGAAGAACAGGGUGCUUCAAAUAAUUCCAUAUGAGUUCAACCGAGUAAUCAUUCCAGUGAAGAGAGGUGAAGAGAACACAGACUACGUAAACGCUUCCUUCAUUGACGGUUAUCGCCAGAAGGACUCCUAUAUCGCCAGCCAAGGACCGCUGCAGCACACAAUAGAGGACUUCUGGAGGAUGAUCUGGGAGUGGAAAUCCUGCUCCAUAGUGAUGCUAACGGAGCUGGAGGAGAGAGGCCAGGAAAAGUGUGCCCAGUACUGGCCGUCUGACGGCUCCGUGUCCUAUGGAGACAUCACUGUGGAGCUGAAGAAAGAGGAGGAGUGUGAGAGCUAUACGGUGCGGGACCUGCUGGUAACGAACACCCGGGAAAACAAGAGCCGACAGAUUCGGCAGUUUCACUUCCACGGCUGGCCAGAGGUUGGGAUCCCCGGGGACGGGAAGGGAAUGAUCAACAUCAUCGCGGCGGUGCAGAAGCAGCAGCAGCAGUCUGGCAACCACCCGAUCACUGUGCACUGCAGUGCUGGAGCAGGGAGAACGGGCACCUUCUGUGCGCUGAGCACUGUCCUGGAAAGGGUGAAGGCAGAAGGGAUUCUCGACGUCUUUCAGACGGUGAAGAGUUUAAGACUACAGAGGCCGCAUAUGGUGCAGACACUGGAACAGUACGAAUUCUGCUACAAGGUGGUGCAGGAAUAUAUCGACGCCUUCUCAGACUACGCCAACUUCAAGUGAAGAAAAAAAAAAAAAAAAAAAAAAAAAAAAAAAUCCACACCCC